Molecule: messenger RNA, 807 nt
Organism: Chelonoidis abingdonii (Abingdon island giant tortoise)
Lineage: Eukaryota; Metazoa; Chordata; Testudines; Testudinidae
Source: RefSeq, a predicted model, not a curated record
UCCCGGGCCAGGAGAAGAGACUGCAGAAUGACAUCCAUGUUUCACUCCAACACAUCCCAUCCUCCCAUGGGACAGGGGAGAAAAAUGGCUGCAGUGGAGCAAGUUCAGGGGUCGGUGACUUUCGAGGAGGUGGCUGUGUAUUUCACCAGGGAAGAGGAGGCUCUGCUGGAUGCCACUUAGAGAGCCCUCUACCGAGCCGUCAUGCAGGAGAACUAUGAGAAUGUGACCUCGCUGGCAGGUGAUGCAAUGGUAUGUGAGAAAGAGGAGCAGAAUUAUCAGCAGGAAAAUAUUGAGCAAGUGGAUAAACAGAAAGAAUUAUCGCAAAGAUCGAAAAGGAAUGUGUCCAGGAGUCAUGAGCUGGGGAAAUCCUGUGAGAUUCAGCACGGACCAGAAAGAGAACAGGGAAGCCAGCCAAGGGAGAAAGUGGGUAAAUGUAUUUCCUGUCCAGGAACUCAGAAGGACCUUAAGGAAACCACAACACAGCAGGAAAUCCUCAGGGGAAAGAGAAAAAAUACAUGCACUGAGUGUGGGAAAAACUUCUGUGACUAUUCAGCCCUUAUUAGUCAUCAGAGAAUCCACACAGGGAAGCGGAUCUAUGAAUUCAGUGAGUGUGGGAAAAGCUUCACUCAGAGAUCACACCUUACUAGGCAUCAGAUAAUCCACAGAGGGGAGAGGCCCCAUAAAUGCAGUGAGUGUGGGAAAAGUUUCACUCACAGAUCAGACCUUUCUAAACAUCAGAAAAUCCACACAAGGGAGAGACUCUAUGAAUGCAGUGAGUGUGGGAAAUCCAACACCAGUCAAAAGUGA